AUGGUGGACACACAGCACUUCUGCCUGAGGUGGAAUAACUACCAGAGCAGCAUAACAAGCGCCUUCGAGAACCUAAGAGACGACGAGGACUUCGUGGACGUGACCCUCGCAUGCGACGGGAAGAGUUUGAAGGCACACAGAGUCGUGCUGUCAGCGUGCAGCCCAUACUUCAGAGAAUUAUUGAAGUCGACACCAUGUAAGCAUCCAGUGAUCGUCCUCCAAGACGUGGCAUUCACUGACCUCCAUGCUCUUGUGGAGUUCAUAUACCACGGCGAGGUGAACGUCCACCAGAGGAGCCUCUCAUCCUUCCUGAAGACCGCCGAGGUGCUCCGCGUCUCCGGCCUCACGCAGAACGAGGAUGUGCAGCCUCUGCUGCAAACAGUCCGGCCUUCAAACACCGUUCCGUCGCCGCACACACCCCCACACCCAGCCCACACACCCCACGCUGCGCAUACGCCGAGCUACUCCGAGAAGCUCGAAGAAGCACUCUCAAUCCCCACCACCAUCCCGAACAUGAUGGGCAUGCGCCGCAUCCCCCUCCCCCCACGCCGCAUCAGCCGCUCCGCAGACAACUCCCCUGAUGUCAUCAAGCGUCCACGCCACGACAAUAACAACACAGAACAGCCCCAAAUACACGACUUCUCAACUAAAGGCCAUCCUCUCGUCAACAAUACCCGCGCUCAUGAGUCCGGGAACAACGGGAACGGAAUCUCCAACAGCAGCUCGUCACCGUCUCCUCGUCUCAUGGAUGAGGUGAAGAAUGAGCCACUGGACAUGAUAUGUGUGCCGAAUGCCGACAUAGACCGGAGCACAGACGACACGCCGCCCCACACGCAUCUCAGACAACACGGGGGCGGACCGCCGUCACGUGGCAGCUCGGCCGAGGCUGAUGACCGCACGCCACCACCUCAGCUACCCCCUUCACCGUUUGUGCCACCAUCUGACACAAAAUUCCCGCAUUACCCGUUUAACACACUGGCACCAUUGUCAGAUACAUCUUUAUCCGGGCUGGCAAAUCCACUUGUUCCUGACAGCAUGGCAAGCACGUCUCAAGCCGUCCCGCCGCUCAGAAUGCCGCCUCCUACGGCCGGCGGCAUCAAUGAGCCUCAAGAGUGUCCAUACUGCCGACGGACCUUCUCUUGUUACUAUUCCCUGAAGCGACACUUCCAAGAUAAGCAUGAGCAGUCGGACACGUUGUACGUGUGCGAGUUCUGCCACCGCCGCUACCGCACCAAGAACUCGCUCACUACUCACAAGAGUCUGCAGCACCGUGGCUCGAGCGGCAUGCUCAAGCGGCUCCUGAAGACCUCCGCGCUCCACUCGGCCCUGGCUCCGGCGCCGCACCUGUUCGAUCUGCCGCACGAGCCCCAACUGCCCCCCGGCCUGCAAUGA
Messenger RNA from Diatraea saccharalis (sugarcane borer), 1392 nucleotides. NCBI's taxonomy places the organism in Eukaryota, Metazoa, Arthropoda, Insecta, Lepidoptera, Crambidae. The record is from the annotation of a GenBank genome assembly.